CUGAUAUUUUACCAGUCACUCGUGGAGCGGUUACUUACAGUUGGGUUCGAUCUCCGGCGAUACACUUGAGGCUCAGAUGCUUCCUCCUUAUCCACGAAACAGUGCCUGAAGCAGAAAUGAAAACAGCAAUGGCGAGCUUCAAUUAUUCACUUCUCAUCUCCAACCCGCACCAACCUCCACCUCCACCUCCACUCUUCUCCGAACCCUUCAUCCCCAAAUCCUCUCUCUCACUUUCGCCAUCAUCAUUCUUGCUCUUAAAGCGCUCAUCUUUAUCUUCGUCUCCCGCCAGCAGCGUUAUCCACAUUCGCUGUUCGAGAUACGAAGAAAACGACUCAUCCCUCCUUCAAGACGACGGCGUUGACGACGCUCUGGGCCCGCAAGGACGCACCCAACAGAGAAGCAGAGGCGGCGUAGUGGACGGUGUGAUCCAAGAAGCUUUCCCGCAGCAAAGCGGGAACUGGGUUAUCGUGUCUUCUUGCUUGGUGGGCCUCUUGACCGGCAUUAGCGUAGUGAUAUUCAACAGCGGGGUUCAUGAAGUUCGCGAUUUGUUCUGGGACGGGAUACCUUCUAGGGGAGCUUCGUGGCUCAGAGAAGAGCCCAUUCAGGCUGUCUGGACGCGGGUCAUUCUUGUCCCUGCUUGUGGUGGUCUGAUUGUUGGGGCGCUGAACGCGGUGAGGAGUGGUUUAGAAGAGUUUGGUGAGGGCGAUGUAGUGAAGGAUGGAUUCAGGCCAUUCCUAAAGGCUGUGGCUGCUUGUGUUACUUUAGGUACUGGGAAUUCUCUGGGCCCGGAAGGUCCCAGUGUGGAGAUUGGAGCAUCGGUAGCAAAGGGCGUCGGCAAACUGUUUGAUAAGAGUUCACAGAGAAGGCUCUCGCUCGUGGCGGCGGGGUCUGCUGCUGGAAUUUCCUCAGGUUUUAAUGCUGCUGUCGCUGGUUGUUUUUUUGCUGUGGAGUCUGUCUUGUGGCCCUCCCCGGCAGAUUCAUCCAUCUCACUUACAAAUAACACCUCUAUGGUUAUCCUCAGUGCUGUUAUAGCUUCGAUUGUAUCAGAAGUUGGUCUUGGCUCUCAACCAGCCUUCAAAGUUCCACUAUAUGACUUCCGAUCACCUGGGGAACUCCCGUUGUAUCUUCUAUUGGGUGCCCUAUGUGGCUUGGUUUCACUGGCAUUGUCUAGUUGCACAUCAUAUAUGUUGGUCAUUGUUGACAAUAUUCAUGAAGCCACCGGAAUGCCAAGGGCUGCCUUUCCCGUAGUGGGUGGCUUAACAGUUGGCCUAAUAGCCUUGGCAUAUCCUGAAAUACUCUACUGGGGUUUUGAGAACGUUGACAUUUUGUUGGAAUCUCGGCCAUUUGUGAAAGGUCUCUCUGCUGAUCUAUUGCUUCAACUAGUAGCUGUUAAAGUUCUAGCAACUUCUCUAUGCCGUGCUUCAGGAUUAGUAGGUGGUUACUAUGCCCCUUCCCUCUUUAUUGGUGCAGCAACUGGGACAGCGUAUGGGAAGUUAAUUAGUUCUGCACUUUCCCAGUUGAAUCCAGUAGUCCAUCUCUCCAUUUUGGAGGUGGCAUCACCUCAAGCAUAUGGCCUGGUAGGAAUGGCUGCUACUCUGGCAGGGGUGUGUCAGGUGCCUCUUACUUCAGUUCUGUUGCUUUUUGAACUGACACAGGACUAUCGGAUAGUUCUACCACUACUUGGGGCUGUUGGAUUGUCUUCAUGGAUUACAUCUGGACAGUCCAAAAGAAGAGACAGCAAGAGCAGUAGAAAGCUAGAUGACAAGGAUUCCACAAAUAUUUACGGAGGAAAUGCUCCUGUAACUCAAAAGUUCGAAAAUUCCGGCAACAGAAGGGAAGCGCCUUCGUCUUACCCACUUGCUGAAACAAAUGCAAAUGCCUAUAACCUUUGUGAUGUCGAAAGUUCGCUAUGUCUGGAGGAGCCCACUAUGGGAAUUGACGAGUUGGAAGGAAGAGUUUUGGUUUCGCAGGCCAUGCGGACAAGAUAUGUCACUGUCCAAGGAAGGACUUUGCUGUCAGAAGCUGUGAGCCUCAUGCUCGCAGAGAAGCAAUCAUGUGCAGUAAUUGUUGACGAUGACAGAAUUUUGGUCGGGCUACUUUCACUAGAGGACAUUCAAGGAUUCAGCAAAUCUUCUACCACAAAAAGCAAAGAACCAAAGAUAUUACAGAAUGUUGACUUUUCUUUACAGGAGCUUUUGGUAUCCGAACUGUGUUCUCUUGAGGAUGGAAAAUGUCGAGUCCCCUGGACAGCAGUUCCUAGCAUGAAUCUUCUUUAUGCUCGUAUGAGUAUGAACAGGCAUGGCUUGAGCCAUGUUCCAGUUGUUUCAGAGCACAUCGAAGGUCAUAGAGGACACCCUGUUGGUCUUUUGGACAGAGAGUGCAUCAGCCUAACUUGCAGAGUUCUAGCAAUGAAAGAACUAUUCAAAUGACAAGCUUCACUCCGGUGAUCCGUGCUUGACAAUGAAUGUCUCCUCAUGAAAUCUUUGGAUUAUAAAGCACCCAUCAUUACAAGAUGGACAAAAGAAGUCAUGUAUGAUGCAGCGCAGGCACAGACCAAAUCCCUGUUUGAAAGCAGCAAAGCAACUUCCUAGGUGGGUUCUGCUCGAUCACCAUUAAUUGUAUCUGGCCGCUUCAACGGGUGCUGCCACCAGCUAUUGGGAGAGGCUGGCCUUGGCCGCGGCCAAGAUGGCCUUGCCCAAUAAAGCUUAGAAAGAAACGUUCUAAUCCAUCUUUACAGAAAGGGGUGGAAAGGAGCAGUCAUAAUUCAGAAAGGGACGGUUACUGUGUCUGAAAUUCUUUAGCAGCUUGGGUAAUUAGGAAGUUGCUGAAGUUUGGGGAGUUCAACCGCAUCAGACACGUUCCAGUGACAAGCGUGCAUCUCGGAUGGUGCUCUAUGCCAUAAAACCCAGGAACCGAGGCGCAGACUUAUUUCAACAUGCUU
Molecule: messenger RNA, 2941 nt
Organism: Rhodamnia argentea
Lineage: Eukaryota; Viridiplantae; Streptophyta; Magnoliopsida; Myrtales; Myrtaceae
Product: chloride channel protein CLC-e
Exons: 6
Coding region: 117-2429 (770 amino acids)
Biological process (GO): chloride transport; transmembrane transport
Cellular component (GO): chloroplast thylakoid membrane
Molecular function (GO): voltage-gated chloride channel activity
Source: RefSeq, a predicted model, not a curated record